This is a messenger RNA of Brassica oleracea var. oleracea, 1039 nucleotides long. Its product is annotated as ATP-dependent DNA helicase PIF1-like. Gene Ontology annotation, biological process: DNA repair; telomere maintenance. The record is from RefSeq and is a predicted model, not a curated record. The annotation marks the transcript as partial. Gene Ontology annotation, molecular function: DNA helicase activity. The transcript has 2 exons. Lineage: Eukaryota; Viridiplantae; Streptophyta; Magnoliopsida; Brassicales; Brassicaceae.
AUGAUGAACAGACACUGUUUCGAGACGUUGGAUCGCACAAUGCGUGAUAUUAUAAGAUCUUCUAAAGACAAACCUUUUGGGGGUAAAGUUGUUGUUUUCGGUGGAGAUUUCAGACAGAUUUUACCGGUUAUACCUGGAGGUGGUAGAGCAGAAACUGUUUUGGUGGCUCUGAAUUCGUUAUAUCUUUGGGAGCACUGCAAAGUUUUGAAGCUAACAAAAAACAUGAGAUUGCUGGCUGGUCUUACUGAUGAUGCAGCAAAAGAGCUUGAAUCCUUCUCAAACUGGAUUUUGGAUAUUGGAGAUGGAAAAAUAAAUUUGCCUAACGACGGUCAAGUUGAGAUUGACAUCCCUUCUGAUUUGCUGAUACAAAAUAGUGGAGAAGACCCUAUUGAGACUAUGGCAAAAGAGGUUUAUGGACAAGCUUUUCAAACUUCAACAGAUAAGGAUUUGUAUAGACAUCGAGCCAUUCUUACUCCCACAAAUGAUGAAGUGGAUAAAAUAAAUGAUUACAUGCUUUCGCAGUUGCCAGGAGAAGAGAAGGUUUACCUUAGCUCUGACAGUAUUAUCCCAUCCGAUGUUGACAUAGAAGAAAAUGUAGUAUAUCCUGCAGAGUUUUUGAACAGUGUUAAAGUGGCUGGAAUGCCUAGACAUUGUUUGAAGCUCAAGGUUGGUGCUCCUAUCAUGUGUCUUCGUAACAUGGAUGUUGCAGAUGGCUUAUGUAAUGGUACUAGGCUAAUUGUUACUCAGUUACUGCCCCAUGUGAUAGAAGGUAGAAUUAUAACCGGAAACAAAAUUGCUGGACAUCCGGUUUGGAUCCCUAGAAUGUUUGUCAUACCACCUGACACAAAGUUUCCCUUCAGAAUGCGUCGAAGACAGUUUCCAGUUACUUUGGCUUUCGCGAUGACCAUCAACAAAAGUCAAGGUCAAACACUGGAAAGUGUUGGGUUGUUUCUGCCUAGGCCAGUGUUCUCUCAUGGUCAGCUCUACGUUGCACUUUCAAGAGUUAAGUCAAGAUCUGGAUUAAAAAUUCUAAUAACUG